CGGAAUCAAAAUUAAUAGAUCUGACUACGCUUACGGAUCAAUGUCUACCUCCAAGUACCACGGUUUGAUCAAUCAAGGAUCAACAUGUUACCUGAACAGCGUGCUGCAGGUGCUUUUCAUGACCAAAGAGUUCAGAGAGGCUGUAGAAAGGUAUCCCUGUGACUCAAAGUCUCUGGAUUUCCAUCUUAAGGAUCUCUUUAAUGAGUUGAAGAGUGAUACAGCAUCUACAACCAAACUCACUGACGUGUUAGGCAUCAGCAAAGAUUUUUUGCAGAGUGAUGCUGCAGAGUGGUUUGAAAACAUUCUGAGCAAAAUGUCAAAUCCUGAUGCAACAGAGUUAUUCCAGGGAAUACAGACAACUAAAAACAAAUGCACCGAUUGUUCAAUAGAAACCAAAACUGAAGAUCCAUUUUGGAGUUUACCUCUUGAAAUGAAAGAUAGUUUUGACAACUAUGAUGUGUUAAAUGGUUUUGAAAACUACUUCAAUGAGUCCAAACUCAGUGGAGAAAACCAAUUGUACUGUGAAAAGUGUUCCACCAAAUCAGAUACUACAAUGAAAGUAGAAAUGAAGCAUCACCCUGAAGUUUUGACUCUGCUGUUGAAGAGAUUCAAGUUCAAUUACUUCUUUAUGAAACACGUGAAAGUCAAUCGCAGAGUAAAGAUUCCAGAGUACUUACAGAUACCACCCUAUGGAGAAAUGAGUCCUACUUAUCAGCUGUAUGCAUAUGUGGAACAUUCUGGUGAGCUGAAAAACGGGCAUUAUAUUGUUAAUAUAAAAGACCAGAAUGGUGAAUGGUACAUGUUCAACGAUUGUAGAGUUUUUAAGACAUACUGCCAGCCAUUUAGUUGUAAAAACCAUGAAAUGAGCUUUGAAGCUUACCUGUUGUUCUACAGGAAGAUAUCUCCCACUGUUGCAGACAACAACGGCACAUCUACAUCUGGAUGUUCCAAAUCAUAUAUCGAUAAAGAGCCCAAAGAAGGGCAGGAGGGUAAAGAGGAUCAUUUUGUGACGAACAGUGACAAACCUACUGAAGACAGAAAACUAGUGGAAAUAGAUACUAGUAAGAGUAAUGUAGAAAUGGGAAACAAACAGAUACAAAGUGACAGAAGAAGCACUAAAGAUAAUGACAAACACAACAAACAGGAUCAGGAUUUGGACAAGAAACAAUAUGCUAGGGCCAAACUAAAUGAAAGUCUUCCUACAGGUUUACAUAAUGAAAAUUCUGUAGUUUCUAAGUCAGAUACCACAAAAGGAAACAUGAAAGAAAGACAGGAACAAAACAAGGCAGCAGCUCGGGCAGAGUGCAGUGGAGUCAAAGAGGAAGGGGAAAUAAAUGAAAAGAAAAACAAUAAAAUGGACAAACAAGCCAAGGAUCAAGAAAGGAUUCCAUGUGAUAAACGGUAUACUAAAUAUGAUCUAGUGAAACCUUUAGUUGGCGUUCACAACAAUCCAUCAAAGCUUCAUUCAGACAGGAAAGAAGACAGGAAAGAAUUAAACAUGACUCCUCAAGAUUGUGUUGAUGUCUGCAAUAGAGCAGAAGUGAACAGGAGCAAUAAACAAGCUCAGAGCAAUAGAAGCGAGGAUGACUGUGAAAGUCUGAAAAACCUUGUUGACAACAACGAACGACCAGGACGACAUGAUCUUCAGAGAACUGAAAUGGAAGUUAUUUUAAAUAAACCAGCAGAAAAUCACAAGCCUCCACAAAAACGAAAAAAUAGUCAUUCACCAGAAAUUGAUCAACAUGUUGAGAUUCGGGGAGAAUCCUAUAAAAUAUGUGAGAUAAUGAUAAACGGUAAAAAUGAAAAAUACAUACUACUUAAAGAAAUCUGUCAGGCAAGCAGAGAAGAUAAUGGCAUACUGGAUAAAUGUUAUAAAGCAGACUGUGAAAUAUACAAACUAUUUUUUGAUCACAUACAUGUUUCAGAGGAACCGUGCACAACGCCGCCUGGGUCCAAAAGAAAAGUUACAAAAAUGCAAACAGGAGUACCAUCAGAAAGUUACAGAGGUGGGAGUGAAAAGAGUCAGGAAACAAGGCCAGUAAAUCAACCUGGACAAAUAAUUUCUGCCCCUUCAUGUCCUCCUGAUCAAAAUCAAAUGGCCAUCAGAAUUCAUAGUACUGCAAAUAAGCCAUUUGAGAACAAAGAUGCUGGUUUAGAAUACAAUUCCCUCACCAGCCAAUGGUCCAGGGACACAACACGCUCCUUAGAGGUUGGUGGGGGAGCAGGUGGUGACCUCCAGCAGCCAUUGGGCCCACAAUGUCCUGGUAGCAGUGAAGGAUUAGCAUCUCAUUUUCAAGGUUUGACGCUGAAUCAUUCAUCAGAUCCAAACAAAACCGGUCACCAAAGAGUUCGUACAAAAAGUGGAACUUUCACUGGGAACCAGCAAUUCACUGACUCAGAUGACAGAAAAAAUGCAAUUUCCCAAUCUGACACACAACCACAUGUAAAAACGGAUGAAACGGAGAAAAGUAGUAAAGAUGUGUGUUCCAACCUAUUCAGACCGUUCUAUAACUGAAGAGUUAAGCAUUAGAAUGAAGCAAAAACCCAAAUGUCAACAGGAGUAUUUCUUUCAUUUUGAAGAUGUGUGAAUCUUCUCUUUCUGGAUAAACAUGUUGUAGUAAACUAAAAUAGUUUUUGAA
Molecule: messenger RNA, 2639 nt
Organism: Poecilia reticulata (guppy)
Lineage: Eukaryota; Metazoa; Chordata; Actinopteri; Cyprinodontiformes; Poeciliidae
Biological process (GO): protein deubiquitination
Cellular component (GO): cytosol; nucleus
Molecular function (GO): cysteine-type deubiquitinase activity
Source: RefSeq, a predicted model, not a curated record